This is a messenger RNA of Toxotes jaculatrix (banded archerfish), 2831 nucleotides long. RefSeq names its product prune exopolyphosphatase (gene prune1). Gene Ontology annotation, cellular component: cytoplasm. Gene Ontology annotation, molecular function: exopolyphosphatase activity. The transcript is spliced from 9 exons. Lineage: Eukaryota; Metazoa; Chordata; Actinopteri; Toxotidae. The record is from RefSeq and is a predicted model, not a curated record. Bases 179 to 1444 code for a protein of 421 amino acids.
UUACCGACAGUCAUGCGGUCAGGUCACAGUAACGCGUGUGACUGAGUCCGUGAGCUGAGGCGGCGGACGCCGUUAGCAGAUUUGUUAACCGGCUGGUGGAGCAGCUAGCGGGUUAGCUAGCGGUCCGAGUGAGUGGGAGUUUAGCCGCUAACAGCUAACGGCUAACAGCUAACAGGAGAUGGAGGAGUUUUUGUUGAGCUGCCGCCGAGCCGCACAGGUGAACACAGACCAGCCUGGUCCUCAGUUCCACGUUGUCCUGGGGAACGAGGCCUGUGAUGUGGACUCCAUGGUGUCUGCGCUGGCCUACGCCUUCCUUCUGUCCAAGACCGUGCACAGUGAGAUGCUCGCUCUCCCUCUGCUGAACAUCCGUCAGUCAGACCUGGUGCUGCGUUCAGAUAACGUCUUCCUGCUGCGACAGACCGGUUUGUCCCCAGAGCUCCUGCUGUUCAGAGACCAGCUGGACCUGCGAGCCCUGCAGAGAGCCGGCCGCCUGCAGCUGACGCUGGUCGACCACAACGUCCUGCCCAGUUCAGACAGUGACCUGGAGGGGGCGGUGGUGGAGGUGAUCGACCAUCACCUUUUGGAGAGAGAGCCCUCCCCUUCCUGUCCUGUUACUGUGGAGUCGGUGGGAUCCUGCGCUACCUUGGUAACAGAACGCAUCGUCCAGAAAGCUCCUCAGAUCCUGGACCAGCAGCUCGCUCAGCUGCUCUAUGCGGCAGUGGUGUUGGACUGUGUCAACAUGGCUCCUGCAGCAGGGAAAGUGACUCCUAAAGACAGUCAGUACGCUGCCGUGUUGGAGACCCGUUUCCCCGCUCUGCCACAGAGGGGCGCUCUCUUCCAGGCGCUCCAGAACGCCAAGUUUGACGUCUCAGGGCUGAACACUGAACAGAUGCUGUUGAAGGACAUGAAGACAGUUUCAGGAAGUCUGAAUGUCGCCGUCUCCGUUCUCUACGUCACACUGGAGGAGUUCCUGCAGAGGACGGAGUUGGAGGCGGAGCUCUCAGGUUUCUGUCAGAAGUUUGGAUUUGAUUUGCUGCUGCUGAUGACCAUCUCUUUCACUGAGAGCAAAGAGCCAAUCAGAGAGCUCGCUGUGUUUAGCCACAGCAGCACCUGCAGGGAACAGGUGAGCCAGUACAUGGAACAGGCCCAUAACCCCGCCCUCAGCCUCUGUCCAAUCAGCAGCCCCCAUCCUCACAUCACAGCCUAUCAGCAAGGAAACAGUCUGGCGUCUCGUAAGAAGGUCCUCCCCAUCAUUAAAGACUUCCUGAAGGAGCAUGACGGAGACGGUCCUCUGGGAGACGCGGAGGAGGAGGAGUCUCAGGUCCCUCCGACCCCAAUGAACAGUCUGGUGGAGGGCUGUCCUCUGGACGAUGGUCUGCCUCACAUCAGCGCUCAGGACCUGGUAGAGAAAGUCAGCAAGAUGGCCGACAGAGGAGGAGACUAACCCUUGACCUGUCACCUGUGAGUGUGUCUGCAGAGGACGAAGGUACCACAGAGACACACAGAGGACAGAGUCAGAAUAAAAAGUCUGUUUGUCUCUGAAACACAAAGUUUGUUGAUUUAAGUUCUGGACUCUGAACAUGGACGGCGACGUCCACGGGACCAGCAGGUCCAGUCUGACGUUUGUGUCUGUGUUUAAAAUGACGUCCCCUGUGAGAACAUGACACGUCCAACAUGUCAGACAAACAGGAGACAGUUUAACCGAACAUAAAGACAAUCAGAGACACGUUUGCAUCAGCAUGUUGUGAUGAGUGAACUGAUCGACAGCCAAUAAUCAAAGGAUAACGUCAUUUAAAACUCUGAACUGCUGCUCUGUUCAGACUCAGGGUCUGCUCUGGGCCCCUGAGGCCCCUGUGCUCUGGGCUCCUGAGGCCCUGGGCCCCUGAGGCCCUGGGCCCCUGAGGCCCUGGGCCCCUGAGGCCCUGGGCCCCUGUGCUCCCGGCCCCUGAGGUCCCCGGCCCCUGAGGCCCUGGGCCCCUGCUGUCCGUUUCAUUAUUCCCUCAGAAAUCAACCAGGACUCAGACCAGUUACACAACUGACUGAAAAUUAAUUGGCAACAAUUUAAGGAUCAAUUGUUAAAAUCAUUUUCAUUGAAACGUCUUUGGUUCCAGCUUCUUACGUCCGAAUCUUUCAUGGUUCAGCUGGUUUCAGAACGUGUUCACCUGACUUCACGCGUCCCUCGCCUGCUCACUGAGCCGUCGGUUAUCAGACAAAUACCUGGACCAGAGUCCGUCUACAGGUCCAGAACCACAGGGUGGAGGACGGAGGACCUGACGUAGCUCACCUUCUACUUCACUGAAGCAAAUUUCAACAAAACGACGACCUGAGGUGACCCAGAGCUUCACUGACUGACUGACACCUGUCAUGGUGCUUGGCUGUGACGUCCGUGUUUUCAGUGCAUGUCGGUGCGUGUCGGUGCGUGUUGGUGCGUGUUGGUGCGUGUCGGUGCGUGUCGGUGAGUGUUCGUGCGUGUCGGUGAGUGUCGGUGCGUGUCGGUGAGUGUCGGUGAGUGUUCGUGCGUGUCGGUGCGUGUCGGUGAGUGUCGGUGCGUGUCGGUGAGUGUCGGUGCGUGUCGGUGCGUGUCGGUGAGUGUCGGUGAGUGUCGGUGCGUGUCGGUGCGUGUCGGUGAGUGUCGGUGCGUGUCGGUGAGUGUCGGUGAGUGUUCGUGCGUGUCGGUGCGUGUCGGUGAGUGUCGGUGCGUGUCGGUGAGUGUCGGUGCGUGUCGGUGCGUGUCGGUGAGUGUCGGUGCGUGUCGGUGCGUGUCGGUGAGUGUCGGUGCGUGUCGGUGCGUGUCGGUGAGUGUCGGUGCGUGUCGGUGCGUGUCGGUGAGU